AUGGCUACCCCUAGUGUCCUAGCUUUUGACGCUGAGGGUCGCGCCAUUGAUUUUGAGGUCUGGUUAGACGACCUGCAGCUGUUCUUACAGUGCGACAGGGCUGACGACCUUUCUCUCUUUGACCUCACCUCUGGCGCCUCUCCUGCUCCUGCUGCUGAUGCUGAUCCCGCUGUCCGCUCUAAGUGGGCCACCCGCGAUGCUGCUGCACGUCUUGCUGUGCGUCGCCACCUCCCUACCUCUGAGCGUGCGCACUUUAGUCAGUACAAGAGUGCUCAGACCUUGUACGACGCUGUAGUUGCGCGCUACUCCUCCCCUGCCACUGCUGCACUGAGCCGUCUCAUGCUUCCCUACCUCUUUCCUGACCUCUCUGCCUUUCCCACUGUCGCUGACCUCAUUACGCACCUCCGCACUAGUGACACUCGCUACCGCGCCGCCCUUCCUGCUGAGUUCUGCGCUAAGAACCCCCCCCCCAUGUACAUCGCUCUCUACUACGUAGUCGCGCGCCUCCCUGACUCCCUUCGCGUCGUCAGGGACCACUUUCUCGCAGUCUGUCCCACCACCCUCACCGUCGACCUCCUCGAGAAGGCCCUCCUCGCAGCGGAGAAGAGCAUAGUCGCUGUAGGUGCUUCUCGUGGUGACCCUCGCACCCCCAUCUUUGAGGGGUGCUCUCCUUCCCCCUUGCUGCCCUCUGUUGCCUCUGCUGCUGCUGCUGACCUGCUUGGUCUUGAGUCGGUCGGCGCGGCGUCUGCCCCUAGUGGGAGACGUCGCUCCAGCAAGGGCAAGGGGGGCAAGGGCGCGGGUGGAGCUGGAGGGGGCGGUGGCGGUGGCGGUGGUGGCGGCGGAGGGAGUGGGGGUGGCGGCGGGACUAGUGGUGGAGGUGGUGGUGGUGGUGGCAGCAGUGGCGGAGACGGUGGUGGUGGUGCCAGCGGUGGUGGUGGAGGCAGCGGCGGUGGUGGAGGCGGCGGAGGUGGAGGCGGUGGAGGCAGCAGCGGAGGAGGCGGUGGUGGUGGAGGAGGUGGAGCUGGUCGAGGUGGUACCCAGCAGCGUAGCGGCGGUGGUGGUGGCCAGCGCUCGCAGCGGCAGCAGCAGCAGCGCUCGCGGGACAUCCCUCCGCCUCAGCAGCUUCGUGAGUGGUACGCUGGGCGUCAGAGGGGUGGGGGUACUGGUCCCUGCACCUACGUUCUUCGUUCCGGCGACCGCGCGGGUGAGAAGUGUGGGGGUGCCCACGCCACCCAGCGCUGCUUUGGCCGCCUGACGGACGCCUGGCGUCAGCAGUUCCCUGGGGCUAGUGAGAUCCCUCGCUGGGAUGAGCUUCUCAGGGCUGGUGUAGCGAUCUUUGAUCUUGAUUUUGAUGCUAUUCUUGCUGCUAUGUAUGUUGUGGAUUAUAGUGAGGAGAAUGAGGGUUACCGUUGUUUCCAGCCCGACCCGGGCAUUGGUACUGCUGCGCUAGGUGCUUGUGAGGCUGCUGCUCUAGGUGCCAGUGCGUCUGCGCUCUCAGGUACUGGUGAGACUGCGCUCUCAGGUACUGCGUCGUCCUCGUCCUCCCUCACUUUCACACUUGACUCCGGAGCUUCUCGCUCCUUCUUUCGAGACCGCACUACCCUUACGCCGCUCGGCCGGCCGACCGCGGUCUCCCUUGCUGACCCCUCUGGGGGUCCUGUCCUGUCUCACUUCUCCACUGUCCUCCCGUGUCCGGCUGCCCCUUCGGGCACCCUGUCGGGUCUGUACCUUCCCUCGUUCUCUACGAACUUGGUGGCUGCGUCGGGUCUGGUACUUGCUGCUGCGUCCCGGUCAGGUCCUGAGUCUGCCCCCUGUUCUUGUCGCCUCCUGUCUCACGAGACUCUCCUGUGGCACCACCAUCUUGGCCACCCCUCCUUGCCCCGUCUUCGGAGCAUGGCUUCCCGUGUCCUUGUCUCUGGCCUUCCCCAGUCUCUCCCUCCUCUCCCCUCCGGGCCAGGACCUUCCUGUGUCCCCUGUGUCGAGGGUCGCCUCAGGGCUACUCCUCACUCCUCCCACUUCCCCCCGACAGAGGCUCCCCUGCAGACGCUUCACAUGGAUGUGUGGGGCCCAGCCCCCGUUCGUGGGCAGGGUUACGAGCGCUACUUCCUGUUGGUGGUUGACGACUACUCGCGUUACACCACAGUCCUCCCCUUGCGCAGCAAGGAUGAGGUCACUGAGGUGCUGAUCGACUGGAUCCGCGAGGCUCGUCUCCAGCUCAGGAAGAGCUUCGGCUCGGACUUUCUUGUUCUGCGUCUGCACUCUGACAGAGGCGGAGAGUUCUCUUCUCGCCUUCUGCGGGACUACUGUCGUGCACGGGGGAUCCGCCAGACCUUCACGCUUCCGAACUCACCACAGCAAAAUGGGAUUGCUGAGCGCCGCAUUGGCAUGGUCAUGGAUGUCGCUCGUACGUCCAUGAUGCAUGCGGCUGCCCCUCAUUUUCUGUGGCCGUUUGCGGUGAGGUACGCGGCGCAUCAGCUCAACCUUCACCCCCGGGUCUCUCGGCCGGCGAUGUCCCCAGCCUUGCUGUGGACGGGGAAGGUUGGCGAUGCGUCUGUGUUCCGUGUCUGGGGAUCUCGGGCGUUUUUUUACCACCCCUCCUCUCGUCGUGUUCUGUCCUCCCAGGACGUCACGUUCGACGAGUCAGUCCCCUUCUACCGUCUCUUCCCCUACCGCACUCCUUCCCUCCCCCCUCCCCCGGACUUCCUUGUGCCGGUUCCCCCCCCGGUAGACCCCCUCCCCCCUCAGGUUCCUGCCCCCUCAGGUGUGUCCCAGGUAGACGCCGUUGACCCGGUCGAGGUUACUGGUGACUCUGGUGCUGCUGCGGGUGCUGAGCCUGGGGGUGCUACUGCUGGGGGUGCUGGGCCUGAGGGUGCUACUGCGGAGGGUGCGGAGCCUGGGGGUGCUGAGCCGGGGGGUGCUGUGCCUGGAGUUGCUGGGUCUGGGGGUGCUGGGUCGGGAGCUGCUGAGCCUGGGGGUGCUGCGUCUGGAGCUGCUGAGCCUGGGGUUUCUCCUGCUGCUGCGUCUCGCCGGGAGCCCCUCUCUCCACAGGAGCUGCGCGAGUGGUUCGCUCGCCGCUGGAGGCGUGCUGCUGAGUCUGGAGGUGCUGCUGGAGCUGGAGCUGGAGCUUCUUCGACCGUCGAGGGUGCGGGUGCUGCUGGUCCCGGAGCUGCUGGACCUGCGGGUCCUCCUGGAGCUGGAGCUGCUGCGGGCGCUGGUGCUGAGCCUACUUCUGUUGGUCCUGCCGCUGGAGGUGUGGGUGGCGCUGGUGCUGUCGCUGAGGGUGCUGGUGCUGUCCCUGCUGCGUCUGGAGCUGCCGCGCGGCCUCGGCCGUACUUCGUUCCGCUCCUGCAGCAGGUUCUUGGUCUUUCUCCUCCAGUAGAGGGUCCACCGCCUGUCCAGUCGCAGUCCCUGCUAGAGCCUUCCUCUCCACUGCCUGCUCCCUCUCCUUACACUGGUCCUACUGGAGGUCUUGCUGAGCGUCGUGAGCCUGCGUCUCGUCCCGCGUCGCCUGUUCGCACUGCUCGCGCUAGUGGUCGCAGUUCGCGUCACCGUCCUCCUCCUGUCCCUGGCACGCACCGGAUGUCUUUGCGUCCGUCCACUGCUCCUCUGCGUGCCCCUUUGCCUUCUCCUCCUGAGUCCUCUCUUCCUGCGCUUGCCGACCCUGGGUCGGACUCUCUUCGUGCUGCCAGUCCUACUGUCACGCGUCUGCUUGCUACUGUCGUCACUGACCCCUCUUUUGAGUCCACUGCUGCGUCUGCUCUAGUCGCUGAGCUCGUCGACUUUGCUGCUCGCUGUCGUCUCGACUACGCUGCUAGUCUUGUUGCUGAGUCUGCGUCUGUCUGUCCUCCGUCCGUCGGGGGUGAGUGUGCUCUUGGCACGGACGUCCUAGAGGACAGGCAGGAGGAGUUACAGUGUCUAGCGACUGCUUCACCUCAUCUCGCGUCUGUACUGCUUGCCCCUGAGGGAGACCCGGAUGCACUAGACAUCCCGACUCCGCGUUCUUACGCGGAGGCCGUAGAGGGUCCCUACUCCUCUCAGUGGCAGGCAGCUAUGGAUGCAGAGAUGGCUUCCUGGAAGUCCACAGGCACCUACGUUGACGCAGUUCCCCCUCCUGGGGCGAACAUCGUCAGUGGCAUGUGGAUCUUCCGGGUGAAGCGGCCGCCGGGCUCUCCACCUGUCUUCAAGGCGCGGUACGUUGCUCGUGGCUUCAGUCAGCGGCAGGGAGUUGACUACUUUCAGACCUUCUCUCCCACCCCGAAGAUGACUACUCUUCGGGUGCUGCUGCACAUAGCCGCUCAGCGCGACUACGAGCUUCACUCUCUCGACUUCAGCACUGCGUUCUUGCAGGGUAGCCUGCACGAGGAGAUCUGGCUUCGCCGUCCACCUGGCUUCACUGGGACUUUCCCUCCUGGCACCCAGUGGAGCCUCCGACGGCCAGUCUACGGUCUCCGCCAGGCACCGCGUGAGUGGCACGACACACUGAGGACUACGCUUGCGGCUCUUGGGUUUGCUCCUUCUAAUUCUGACCCGUCGCUAUUUCUUCGCACCGACACUUCCCUGCCGCCGUUCUACAUCCUCGUGUACGUCGACGACUUGGUCUUUGCCACAGCGGACACUGCUGGACUCGCCUACGUGAAGUCCGAGCUGCUGAAGAGACACACGUGCACAGACCUGGGUGAACUGCGCAGCUACCUUGGCUUGCAGAUCACUCGGGACAGAGCACGCCGCACCAUUACCUUGACUCAGUCACACAUGGUGCAGCAGGUCCUUCAGCGCUUCGGCUUCACGUACUCCUCGCCUCAGGCCACUCCUCUGCCUACUCGCCACUCACUCUCAGCUCUGCCUUCGGAUGAGUCCGUAGAGUCGAGUGGUCCGUAUGCAGAGCUUGUUGGCUGCCUCAUGUACCUGAUGACCUGCACACGACCUGACCUUGCAUACCCUCUGAGCAUUCUUGCACGCUAUGUUGCUCCUGGGAGACACCGACCAGAGCACAUGGCUGCAGCGAAGAGGGUAUUGCGCUACCUCUGCAGUACGUCGGGCAUGGGGCUAGUGCUUGGAGGGCGGAGUCCAGUGGUCCUUACCGGCCACGCGGACGCUUCUUGGGCUGACGACCAGGCUACGCAGCGGUCGUCACAGGGUUACACCUUCAGCCUUGGUUCCGGCUCUGUCUCGUGGCGGUCUACUCGCUCGUCUUCGGUUCUCGGCUCCAGUUGUGAGGCUGAGAUCUACGCCGGGGCCAUGGCUGCACAGGAGCUUCGCUGGCUCACCUACCUGCUGACUGACCUUGGAGAGCCGCCUCGUUCUCCUCCAGUGCUGUCCGUAGACAACAAGGCCAUGCUGGCCUUGUGUCGAGAGCAGCGCUUGGAGCACAGAACGAAGCACAUUGCUCUCCGCUACUUCCUUGCUCGUGAGCUGCAGCAGCGUGGUCAGUUGCGACUUGCGUACGUGGCCUCUGAGGCCAACACUGCUGAUGUGUUCACCAAGGCACUCGCGCCUUGUGACCAUCAGCGCUUUUGCACCCAGCUGGGUCUUGUACCUCUUGCCUCACUUGCUCUCCUCUUGACUUCACUUGUACUGUGA
This is a messenger RNA of Closterium sp. NIES-65, 5580 nucleotides long. NCBI's taxonomy places the organism in Eukaryota, Viridiplantae, Streptophyta, Zygnematophyceae, Desmidiales, Closteriaceae. The record is from the annotation of a GenBank genome assembly.